Molecule: messenger RNA, 579 nt
Organism: Fusarium coffeatum
Lineage: Eukaryota; Fungi; Ascomycota; Sordariomycetes; Hypocreales; Nectriaceae
Exons: 3
Coding region: 1-579 (192 amino acids)
Molecular function (GO): peroxiredoxin activity
Source: RefSeq, a predicted model, not a curated record
AUGAGAGUCCCCUACGUCCCCAACCCUCCCCCAACCUCCUCCGCCGAAGAGGAAUCCAUAGUUGCGGCGAUUGCGGCCCGCCGUCAUCCCCGCCCAAUCCAGCCACUCGACUUAGCAUUGCUCCACUCCCCUCAUGUUGCGGCUGGUUGGAACUCCUUUGUGGGAGCCGUUCGCACCAAGACCUCGCUCGCCGACGACUUGAGGGAGCUUGCCAUCUGUCGCAUCGCCGUUGUGAACAAAGCCUGGUACGAAUGGAUGCACCAUGCGCCACUGGCUGUAAACAGCGGUGUCAGGUCUGAGACCAUGAACGAGAUUUUAACACAGGAGGCUCUACCCAAGAGCGCACAGCCAGAUGGUUUUACUGAAAAACAGUGGGCAGUCUGUGUUGUAGCGGAUGAAAUGACGAGAAAUGUCCAGGUCAAAGAUGAGACUUUUGAUUGGCUCAAGAGCCUUGCUGGCCACCAAGAAGUAGUAGAAGUUGUUGCGACGGUUGCAUGUUACAACUGUGUGAGCCGCUUUCUUGUAGCUCUAGACGUGGGAGAGAGAAACGGCACUAAUCCGACACCUUUGCCGAAGUAG